Molecule: messenger RNA, 3273 nt
Organism: Bactrocera dorsalis (oriental fruit fly)
Lineage: Eukaryota; Metazoa; Arthropoda; Insecta; Diptera; Tephritidae
Exons: 1
Coding region: 1-3273 (1090 amino acids)
Molecular function (GO): nucleic acid binding; zinc ion binding
Source: RefSeq, a predicted model, not a curated record
AUGGAAAAUUUGCGAAAUAAAAACGUCGUCGAUCUAAGACAAAUGUGUAGAGAUGCAGGACUCGCCUGUAGUGGUAACAAAAAUACGCUCAUAAAUCGUCUAGAGAGGUAUAAACAUAACGAGGAGCAUUACGAAAGUGCUAGUUCGGUAUUGUUAGAACGAGUUGCUGAGUUAGAAAAGACAAUUCGCGAAAUAGAACUGCGGCAAAAUGUUGCUGCAACAUCUUCAGACUUUGUACCACCACGUAUUUCGUCACCAUUGGAUACAAAUACAUAUGUGAGAUCCUCGAACGUACACACCGUGCAAUCAGUAGUACCACCAUUGCAGGUACCAACCACGCAAAUGCAAUUCUCUGUACCUCUGUUGCAGGUACCGACCUCACAAACGCAAAUACCGGUAUCCUCGCUGCAGAUACCGGCCACGCAAACGUAUGAGCAAGUAGCUUAUUCAGUGCCUGAGUACACCCCUAGGUACACGCAUGUUCCUGUUUAUCCAACUUGUCCCGUAAUAUCUGAUUCACCGUAUGCGCCAAUCCACCACCAGCAAAAUUGGCAACCGCGUUCAACGUUUAAUGUGCGCGAAAUAAUUGAUCUAUUGCCGUCGUUUAAUCCAAUUUCAAAGACGUCAUUAAAUGCUACACAGUUUAUUCAACGCGUCGAAAUGCUACGUAAUGCAUAUAGUAUCGAUGACAAUUUUCUACUUUUUGCUGUGCAACAGAAAAUGCAAGGACCAGCCAAGCAGUGGGUUGAUUCCUUGCCUGUUGUAUACACGACCUGGUCCGCGUUUUCAAACCGAUUUAUUGAAGAUUUUCCAACGUUACACAGUGUCGCCGAUGCCCAUAUUAAAAUGUCGCAAAUGAGAAGAGGGGAAAACGAAUCUCCUCAAGAAUUUUAUUAUCGCAUGGUAGCUUACGGCAAUAAAUGUGGUAUUUUUGAAAACGAUAUUGUUGCUCACAUUAUCAACGGUAUUAAUGAUAGUGCUUUGAAAAGAAAAAUUUCGAACAGUUAUACACGAUGUAUUGAUUUGUUGCGUGAUAUAAAUAACUAUUCAAUUUAUAAUGACGGUAAAAUAAACACGCAUUCUAAACAAAAGCCAAUACAAUCCAUAAAUCCUACGUUCGGUACGCGUAACACAAUUCCUAAAUCGAAUGAAAAUAUAAAGUGUUACAACUGUUCAAAAACGGGGCAUUAUUCCAUUAAGUGCCCGGAGCCACAGAAAAAAAUUCGUUGUGGAAAAUGUCAACGCACUAACCAUACAACCGAAAUGUGUCCCGAAAAAUCAAACGCUGUAAGGGCAAUCGAGCCAGUGAAAAACGAAAUCUCGGACGGUAUUUUAAAGCAAAUUAAAGUUAAUGGUGUAAGUACAAAUGCUUUCGUAGAUCCGGGAAGCAGUCGUACUCUCGUCAAAGAAAGUUUUGCGAUAAAACUCGGUAGUAUCAGUACAUGCUCUAUCACACUGAACGGAUUCGGUGGAGGUAAAUACGUAUGCGAUGCAAAAAUAAACGCAAUCGUCGAAAUCGACAAUGAGAAGUUUGAAAGUGACAUUUUAAUCGUGGAAGACAAUUUAUUAAACGAAAAUAUCUUGCUUGGAACUGACUGUUUAUGUAGAAACGGUAGUCGACUAGUGAUUGAGAACGGUGGUUGUCGUGUCGAAAAUGCCUUAAGCAAACGUGCCGACACAACAAUCGAUAAAAAUUAUUUAAUUAAACUCGAGCAAAUAUUUUCUUCGUACCGUGAUGUGUUCUCAGAGAAAGUUUCUGAUCUUGGUCGUUGUAAACUAAAGAAAAUGGAAAUUGAACUGAACUCGCAAACACCCGUAAAUAUGAAGCCAUAUCGUAUUCCUUUUUCAAAAAGACCAAUCGUCGCCGAUAUCAUCAAAGAAAUACUCGAAAACGAAAUUAUACGACCAUCCGAAUCUCCGUACGCGUCACCAAUCGUCCUGGUUGAAAAACAAAACGGUGAGCAUCGUCUUUGCAUAGACUAUAGGUGCCUAAACAAAAUUACAACCAAAAUGUCAUACCCAAUGCCAGUUAUGGAGGAACACUUCGCACAGCUCGCAGGUAAUAAAUAUUUUACAACGCUAGAUUUAAGAAUGGGGUACUAUCAAAUUGAGCUCGAGGAGAAAUCGAAACAAUUCACGGCAUUUGUCACCAAUGAAGGGCACUACGAGUUUAACAGAAUGCCUUUUGGGUUGGUCAAUGCUCCGGCCGUGUUUCAAACUGUUAUGAACACGUUGGUGGCUAAAAUGAAAACAGGUGAGGUUUUGGCGUAUCUAGAUGACGUCAUUAUACCCAGUCGUACGAUUGAAGAAGGUUUACAGCGUAUUGAAAAGUUCUUGACUCUCCUUAGAGAAAGCGGUUUGACUUUGCGAAUCGACAAAUGCAAAUUUUUAGAAAGUAAAAUCGAAUACCUUGGUCACGUGAUAACCGAGAAUAGUAUAAUGCCUGGGAACCGUAAGCUAUCAGCCAUCUCUAAUUUCCCAGCGCCGACGAAUAUCACAGAGUUAAGACGUUUCCUAGGACUCACGGGAUUCUUUAGGAAAUUUGUCCCCGAAUUUUCAUUAAUCACUAAACCGUUAACAACAAUGUUACGAAAAUCCGAACGCAACUCAUUUCACUGGAAUGAGCCACAGCAACAAGCAUUUCAACGUGUUAUCGAUCUUUUGACAUCCGCUCCGGUGUUGGCCCUUUACGACCAAAAUGCGCAGCAUGAGGUACAUACAGACGCAAGCAGUAUCGGCCUCGCAGGAGUCUUAAUGCAGUCGUAUGAUGGUAAAGUGUGGCAGCCAACUAUGUACUACAGCCGUCAUUGCACAGAGCCCGAAAGCCGAUAUCAUUCAUAUGAGUUAGAAGCUCUCGCCGUUGUCGAAGUGCUAGACCGUUUCCGCAUAUACCUUCUUGGUAAGAAAUUUCGACUUGUGACCGAUUGUGCAGCCGUAGCCAAAGUUCGAGAUAACAAAGAGCUCAAAGCAAAAAUCGCUCGAUGGUGGCUGAAAUUAUCCGAAUUCGACUUUGAAGCAGUACAUCGUUCCGGUAGCAGGCUACCACACGUAGAUGCCAUGAGUAGAGCACCUGACCAGCCUGCUGAAAACGUGGAACCGGUAGGUUCUAUCCUCGAGAUACAAGCCGACGUCAACGAUUGGCUUUACACUAUGCAAAUUCAAGACGAAAAGUUACGAGAAGUAGUCGCCAUUCUACGAGGUCAUGUUAAAUCUGAUCGAGAAACAGAACUCAAGAAAUAUUUUCGAAUCCAAAACACCGCCUUUAUCGUCUAG